Molecule: messenger RNA, 5419 nt
Organism: Phalacrocorax carbo (great cormorant)
Lineage: Eukaryota; Metazoa; Chordata; Aves; Suliformes; Phalacrocoracidae
Source: RefSeq, a predicted model, not a curated record
UCCUGAGAAGUCAGGGAGUGUUUUUACCCUGUGUAGGAAAGAAAUGUUGCUCCUAAUUAUGAAAGUUAGGAGGAGCUGUGUAUGGGGAAGGAUUAUAUCUCUGACUCCUGGAAUGUCAUGAAAAAGCAAGCCAUUCUGCCUCUCCCUCUUUCACAUGCUUACUAUAAAAUCUGAGCUUGAUAGGUAUAGUCAAUACUAAUGCAGCCUGAUAGCUGUUCCUCUUUGAAUCUGAAUACAAAUGGUACUUGUAAGUAUUCAAACUGCAAUUGGCCUAUGGUCUUGAGCUAAGAAAAAUACUUCCAUGUAAGCAGCGGAAAUAUUGUUUACUUGAUGGUUAAACUUGACUUGAAAGUCUACUUAUGCCCUGGUCUCUUCUACCUAAUCCAGAGUAACAGGACUUCCAAUUACUAACUUGUGUAGGAAUAAUUUACUUAAAAGCACUUUUUGGUAGAGCAAUUGACUUGUACAGCUUGAAUUGUUUAAAUAUUUUGAAAAUGUUGGGUAUUUAUUUUGUGUUUGUGGUAAAUUUUAUGUAUUGUUAUGGUCUAACUAUAGAAAGUCAUCAAAGCCAUCAGUAUGGACACCAUUGUUUCUAAUUCUCCCAUAUGUGUUGUAUCCAGGAGCUCUCCAGGUAUUUUGUAUGUAUUAUAGAAUAUGGCUACAGGUCAACUGGAAAAGCAACUACUUUUCAAAAAAGGUUAAAAUUUAGAACAGCAAUAACUGCAGUCAAAGCCUGUAGAGACUUCAGAUGUUGCUGACCUGUUUCUUAAAUUGACAAACUAUAGUAACUAUUUUAAUGUUAUAAAUAUUUAAUAGUGCUUGAGUACGUCAAUUAUACAAAGUUUAAGGAAUAGAGGUCUUAUAAGUAUUUUCUGAAAUAACACAUAAUGAAUGUGUAUCAUGUUAGUAAUAUUUGUUUCUUUCAUCUGUGUUGGCUCUAUUCUGGCAGUUACUUGAAAGUUGUUUUGUGUUUUUUAUUCUUGGUAAAAUCUGAGCACCAAUAACAGUAAAUAUUUACAUUCGCUAGAUAUAAACUAGUUUAAAGAUGUUGAGGAAGGGAGAGGUAAGUAUUUUGGACAUCUAUGAUAAUUCUUGUUUUUUUGUCAGAUUUUUUUAAUUAGAAGUUAGCUUUACUCAUAGGACUGCUUAAUUUUUUAUCGGUCUAUGAGAACACUAUUUCAAAGAAGUUUCACUUAGUGAUUUGUAAAUUAUUACAAUUUGCUAAUUUUUAUUUACAAUAGUUAAACUUACAGGCAUGUCAGGGAGGAAAUGUCAUUUUGCUAUGGAGAAGAGUGAAUGGCUGAACAUACUAUAAUGUCUUUAAUUUCAACAAAAUGUAAGUGCAGAUUGUUCCAUGGCCCUGGUAUCAUGCAUAACUUGUGUGUUCUGUGUUUAGGUUUAAUCUUAAAAAUGGAACAGUACACAUCAUACAUAGGAUGUGUGACUUCUGAAGUGCCUUUAUCUGAUAUCGCUCAGAGGAUUAUGACAGCUUUGCAGUCUAUUCCUGUAGAAGUUCAGACUAGCAGAAAAAAUAACCAGAGUAUAGAGAAGACAAAGGAAAAUAAACUAGGUGAUAAGGAUGCACAUCUGAAAAAUGACAAGGAGAUUCACGAUUCCACAAUUGCCUUACUAAAACCAUCUGCUAGCCCUGAAAAAUGUACUGCUGAUCAGAUAGUCAGGACAGUACAUACUGAUGAAAUGCUUUGCUGUCAAGAUACCAAAAUAGUGAGCUGUUACCAGGAUUUAGACUUGCCAACAUGGGGAUAUAGAGAAAGAAAUCUUUUAGUAAAAGCAAAAAAUAUGAAGGGUGGUGAAAAGAAUGUAGCUACUCCCCUUAAAAGAAAGCAAGAUGUGCCUACAUGUUGUUCAGAGAAAACAAGAAGAUUACCUGUAAAGACCUACACCUCCUCACAUGAAAGAGGAUACAACUGUACUUCUGGACAAACAGAGUCUUCUGAAAAUUGUCCUUGUGAUAUCAGGAGUUUGGGAUGUGAAGAGAAAAGAGAAUUGCUUGCAACUAUAGAACAGGCAGUGGCUUUUGUAACUACUAUGAUUUUUCAAGAUGGUUCUUCACAGCUCAACUCAGAGCAGGUCUUAACCUCAUCAGUAAAAGGAGUUGUUGUGUUAGUGAAGAAUCAGGCUGAUCACCCUUGCCCUCCCAGUUACUCCUCAACGGACUGUACUUGGAAUGCUGCUAAUGAAAAAGAUAAAUUAAUUUAUUUAAAAACUGAAUGGUCAUCUCUGUGGGAACAAGAACAACAGUCUCACAAGAAAUUUGCUUGGCAAGUGUUGUUUCAAAUGCUACGUUGCAAAGUUCCGAUUAUUUGCUUCAAUGCAAAAGAUUUCCUGAGGACUCUACUUCAGGUUUAUGGUAAUGAAAUUAGCUGGAAACAAGUUGCUGAUAGCGUCGUCUUAGAUCCAAGGAUUGCAGCAUGGCUGACAAACCCCAGCGACACAGUUCCCUCUUUUGAGUGUUUAGUACAGAAGUAUUUUGAAAAGUAUUUUACUAUGGGAACAGUAAAUACAGAUACAGGCGCUCUAAGAAAUACAUCAUAUCAAAACUUAGGUGUGAACUUGGAGAAGCUUUAUAAUGUAAUGAUGGACCUUGCUCGUGCCUUGCAGGUUCAAGGUUUGUGGAAACUAUAUUGCACACUAGAACUUCCACUUGUCAAAAUUCUGGCAGUGAUGGAAACACACCAAAUACAUGUGAACAAACAAGAACUGAAAAAAACAUCAGAAAUUCUGGGGUUGCGUCUCAAAGAGCUUGAACAGGAAGCUUAUCAAGUUGCUGGAGAACAAUUCCUUUUGACCAGCAGUAGUCAACUCAGAGAGGUACUAUUUGAAAAGUUAAAACUGCAUGCACUGUGUGAGAAAGUUCACAGAACUGAAAUACAACAACUUGUGUCCACCUCAGAAGUUGUGCUAAAUAAGUUGCAAGAUCUCCAUCCUUUGCCUAAGAUAAUUUUAGAAUACCGUCAGGGAUUUAUUUCCUCUACAUGGAAUCAGACAGGAACUGUGACUGGCAGACUUUCAGCCAAACAUCCAAACAUUCAAGGUAUCUCUAAACAUCCAGUUAGAAUUACAAAGAAACAGUACAUGAAAGGAAAAGAAGAAGAAAUAGUAACUAUUUCCCCAAGAACAUUGUUUGUUUCAAAAAAAGGAUAUACGUUUUUAGCAGCAGAUUUUUCCCAUAUUGAGUUAAGGAUCCUUGCUGACUUAUCAUCUGAACCAGAACUUUUGAAACUGUUCCAAGAACCAGAAACCACUGAUAUCUUUUCCACACUGGCUUCUCAGUGGAAGGGGAUUCCAAGUGAACAAGUGAAACAUGCUGACAGAGAGCAAGCAAAGCGCAUAGUUUACUCAGUGGUUUAUGGAGCAGGUAAAGAACGUCUUGCUGACAGCCUGGGCGUUACUCCUCUUCAAGCCAGUCAAUUUAUAGAGAGUUUUAUGCAAAAAUACAAGAAAGUACAUGAAUUUACAAAGAAAACCAUUGAACAAUGCCGAAAUAAAGGUUAUGUCGUUUCCAUAAUGGGACGUAAAAGACCACUGGCUAAUAUCAAUGCACAGGAUUACAAACUACGCACUCAAGCGGAGAGGCAGGCUGUCAAUUUUGUUGUUCAAGGAUCUGCAGCUGAUCUUUGUAAAAUGGCUAUGGUGGAGAUUUUUACCUCUGUUGUCAUUUCUUCGACUUUAACAGCCAGGUUAAUUGCCCAGAUUCAUGAUGAGUUGUUGUUUGAAGUAGAAGAUUCUCAAAUCCAGGAAUUUUCAGCACUGGUAAAAAGAACAAUGGAGUCCCUGCAGCAAACGGCAGCCUUGGAAGUGCCACUAAAGGUUCCCUUGAAAGUGAUUCUUACCACUGGGAAAUCAUGGGGGUGUAUGACAGAAUUGCAGGAGAUGUAAAGCAGUCAUCGGGGAUGUUAUUCAGUACCCGUACACCUCAUUGGCCUAUGCUGAUUCCUCACUGAAUCACUAGGCAACAGCGCUGCUGGAUCUUUCAUAAGCACCUAAUACUCUGCAUGUGAAUUUUUUUACUUCAUUUUGUCUGUAGCCCUAGGCAACAGCAGUGAGAUAAAACUGGUUUUUACCAGUUCAUUGUGUUUCCUUUAGCCAAGGUAACCAGCAGGGAGCUGCUUUUGUUCAGAGCUAAAUUACUACAUGUAAGAAAUGAAGCAAGACAAUAUUAACCCUUUGGGAACAUGACAAAUAUAUUUGAGUUAGAUGGAUGUUUAAAAUUUAGUGUUAAAUAUUUUGUGAAGUGCUUGUGUAAAAAUACUUCUAAUCUGGCAUUAGAAAGACACUAUUUGAACUGUGUCAGCAAGUGCUUAACUGUUGUGUUCAGUUUAUUUUAAAAUUUGUGAGUAGAAGGCAGCUGCUUGAUUUGCAUCACACAUUAAAUGUCAUGUUCCACAGACUUAGAAAAAGAGUUCUUUGGAAAUUAAGAGUCUCCACCUUAAUUUAUAUUUAGAAUUUUGGAGCAAAACAGGUAAACAAAACUGGAUGCCUAAAUGCGUUAAGAAUAACCAGAUUGUUGUCAAUUCAAUUAAUUUCAAAUGCAGUUUGUACGCUGUAGCUGUAGCAUACUUUAGAGGAAGUAUUAUAGUUUUGCCUAAUCUAUGAUUUUUAUUAUUAGUGUAAUGCUAAAUACUGUUUAGAUAAAUUUUAUGAUCCAGCCUUAUACUUUUUAAGAUUCAGGUUUCUACUUUAACAUUUAGAUUUGUUGUUGAUAUUUUGGGUUUCUGUAGAGUUUAUUCUUUAAAUGAGUUUGUUUCAUAACAUUACCGGUUGCCAAAGUCUGCCUCCGUGCUUGUGGAAUGUGGAACUGUCCUCAAAGUCUACUAAUUAUUUCAAAGUUGAAGUCAAGCACAAAACUUUUAAGAAGUGUUCAGUAUCUUUCACCAUUAGACCUCAAAUGGUCAAAGUAAUAUGACUUAAAUUUUAGGAGUGUAUAGUUACAGAGAUUUUGCAGCAGUUUUAAUUUGUAUCAUUAAACAAUUUUGCAUUGCGCUUAAAGGCAUUAAACUAUUAAACAUUGUUUUAUUAUGUUGCAUGAUAGUCAUACCUAACCUGUCAGCUGAAGUGAGCCGGGCAUUUCUGAAAAUGUAUUAUUAUAGUUAUAGAAAUAGCAGCGGUCACGUAAGCAAAGUCAGAACCUGCUACAUAUUAAUUGGGGGUCAGCUCUUUGGCUGGGGGAGAGUCCAGCCUGCAUGUCUGUGACACAGCACCAGGUCAUACGAGCAGAGGGUCUGAUUCCACCUUUCCAACAGAGAAGAGGUUGCAUGAAUUUUCUUCUGCUUUUUGCCAUUUUCAAGAUUUCUGUGUUUGCAAUGGCACUGAAUAAGUGUGAAAUGUUCUGCUUUCUGUUUCACUCCUCUUGAAGACUUACUGUUUUCAGGAGGCCUGUACUAAUUAAGCUUUGCUU